AUGUUUUCCGAAAUAUCUCCCCCGAGUGACGUCGCGGGUAUGAAAAAAUUGGACCGGGAGAAGUUUGUUAAGGAUGUUGUUAUUCCACAUUUCAUCACGGAAAAAUCGUCGGUCUCCAAAGCCAUAUCUCUGCUGAAGCCACUUUUUCUGAAAUUGCGAAAUUUCAAGCCAGUUACGGAAGCUGUGUGCGAUAGCCCUGGAAAAGAGCAGAAGAAAAUUUUUCUGGAUCCCAAAAAAUUCGACGCGUGUACGGACAUCCGUCAGAGGAUAAAUGCGGCAGAUGUUCGCGGAGUUUUCGGUGAAAGUAUAGUCCGAUUGACCUAUUCAAAUUGGAACAAGGAUGAAAUAUUGAAAGCGGUAUUACCGACGGGAAUGGAACACAUUUCAAGUUUUUCUUCAAUCGGCCACAUUGUCCACGUGAAUUUGCGUGACGACCUUCUGCCGUAUAAGCUCCUCAUCGGAGAAGUGCUUUUGGAUCAAGUGGUAAACGCUCGUUCAGUAGUCAAUAAGAAGUCUGGCAUUUCUAGUGUUUAUCGUAAUUUCGAAAUGGAGCUUCUUGCUGGAGAAGAAGAUACGGUUGUCACUGUAUCUGAGAGUGGGUGCCGAUUUUCAUUCGAUUUCGCCAAAGUUUACUGGAAUCCGCGACUGUCGACGGAAAGAGACAGAAUUCUCAAGGUAUUGACGCGCGGAGAUAUUUUGAUGGAUGUUUUUGCAGGAGUUGGUCCGUUUGCCAUCCCUGCUGCAAAAAAGUGUGAAGUUCAUGCCAACGAUCUAAAUCCUGCAUCGUAUGAUUCCUUGAAAACAAAUUUGCUGCUUAACAAAGUUGAAUGCUCAACGUACAACAUGGAUGGUCACGAAUUCAUCGCUCUUCACUGUGCGGCUGUUAUUCGAAGGCAUUGGAAAGCACUUCUUGGCGUGCCUCCCUGUGACAGGCAACAGCCGUCGAAACUUCAUGUUUUGAUGAAUUUACCCGCUAUAGCUGUAACUUUUUUGUCCUCAUUCGUCGGACUGAUGAAUAACUGCGGGAUCCAUUGCAAGCAAAUCAAUGAUCUAUUCCUACCAAUCGUGCAUGUUUAUUGCUUCUUGAAGGAAUCGGAAAACAUUCAAUCUGAUGCAGUGAAGCUAGUUGAAAGCCAUCUUGGGCGCCCUCUUCGAAAAACUUAUAUUCAAGAAGUAGUGCUUGUCCGGGACGUAUCACAUUCGAAGAUGAUGGUGCGCAAUCAACCGAUUCGUGCUGGACUUCUGCCAGCGCCUGCUGGGGCAAGACCAGGAUUUUCGAAAACUGAAAAUUUGCCUGAAACUCAGUCGACAACUACGUACGGCUUUCAAAGAAAUUAUGGCUCUUCCCAAGCUUCGCAUGAUUUGGGUAAUCCGCCAUUGUCACAGAACAGCGUUGACAAUAGAAUGCAGAUGACUGGGAACUCUCCCAGUGGAGUCCCGAAGCAGGGGAAUUUCGGUGGGGCCACAAGUUCACAAGGUGGGUUUGGAGGAAAUCCGCCGCCGCCGCCGCCCCCAUCUGUAGCGCCUGUUGGGUAUACAGGAUAUAGUUAUUCCGGUAAUCCACCGAGUAGUGCCGUGAAUCAAAAUGUGCCGGGCCGACAACCGGUUGCUCCUGGACCAACUCAAAAUACCGGAUAUACUGGGUACGGAUAUUCCAGCAAUCCACCAAGCAGUGCCGUGAAUCAAAGUACGCAAGUCCGUCAGCAGAUAUCUGGAGCAUCCCAAAAUCAUGCUUUCAACAACACCCAGCAGGGUAAAAAUUUUCCGGGCCCACCCAUGAACCAAGCCUUUCCGGGAUCGUCACAGAACCAAAGAUUCCCUGGUGCGCAACAAAGGUUCCCCGGGCCUCCGUCAGUUCAAACUUUCUCUGGUGUCCCUCAGACUCCGAGAUACCCGGAUGCAAAUCAUUAUCCUACCCAUUCGUCGCAGAAUCAAAAUCGACCAGCUGAACUUCACAAUCAAGGCUAUUUUGGUCCACCUCAGAAUUUCGGUUAUCCUUCUGCACCAUCAAAUCAAGGUUUCUCGAAUGUAGUCCCAGGAGCCGCUCAAAACCGAACUUUUCCAGGAACGCAUCCUAACCCAAAUUAUACCGGCGGAAGUACAAGUUCUAUUCCGGUCCCACAUCCUUCCAGUGGUCAAAAUGCAGUUCCUCCAUCGUCGUUAUUGAUGUUCAAUAAGCCUCCUCCCCCACCUCCAGAACCUCAUCCAAAUGUCGAUAUGGAGAUUGAAGCGGAAACAGGAAGUGACCGUUGCGAAACGCCGGAAAGUCAGCUGGAUGAAAGUGAAAAACUUUUUAGAAAAGAAGCGCAAGAAUGGCAGAAGGGCUACGAUGAUUGGAAGGAGCAGAAUAAAAACCACCCGGAUAAGGAACUUUACAAAAAGUACGAAGCACAAUGGAAUUGCUUAGGAGACCGGUUGAAAGAGCACAGAGCCUCAUUGCGAGCGAAUCGACUGAAAAACCGGGCGCAAGCGCAAGCUCUUGCCAAGAUAGCUUUGGAACAGCGUCCACCAUCUCCUCCAGAACCGUUUCCUGAGAAUACCGAAGACGAUGUUAAGACGUCGGAAACUUCUGGUUCGUUUUGGUCCAGGCAAAAUCAAGAUCGUCCGGCAGACCCGUCUAGUGUACUCCCGUUGCUGUCGCCUUCCAAAGUUGCUCAGAAACCGCCAGAAUCGCAUCUACGCAUCGAUCCGCCGAGAGACGAAAUUAUACCUACAAUUGAAUUGGAAGAUGUUGAAGAAGAGCCUGAGCCGCCUCGACCGUCUCAGUCUAAGUUUUCUUCUGAUCUACCCAACACAACCGACCUCAAAGCGAUUUUGGAUAAAAUUCAAGGAAAAAAUCAGUCCGACGGACCCAACGAACCUACGCCUGAAUCCAAGAAGUCGUUGUUGCCCACCCCGCAGGUUCCCUCGAAGAAAAAUUCAAUGCCGCAAGUUUCUGAAAGCAGGAGAGGAAAUUUGGAAAUUCCAUCGAGGAAUCAGGAACAGACACAAGAGGACUAUCUGUUUGAGCGCCGCGAUUCCGUUGAACGUGUCUGUGAGACUGAGCUUGUUCCAGAUGAAAUAAUGCACGAAGAAAUGCACGAAGAAAUGCAGUGGAGAAAUGAAAUGGCACGGCGAAAACUUGAGUCGCAGGCCGACGAAUUAUUCCAGAAUCCAAUGCCCGCACAACUUGGACGUGCGGGCAAUUUACGUGAAACCAUAGAAAUUGAACGCAGGAUGGAUGAGGACGAGCUUGAGUUACAGACCCCAGCCGAAAUCGCACUGACUCCGUUUAAAAACUCCCCAUGGUUUUUGUCGCAUCACUACGAGUGGCUAGAUCACGUAUCUAUCCACGAGCCUGAUCCAAUAAUCCGCGAGACUCAUGUUCACGUGCUGGAUGAUGAAGUGGAAGAAUUGCUGCAAAAACAAGCGAAACCGGAUGUGCGUGCAGUAGAAAUCGUAGACGAAGAAGAAGAAGAUUUCGACAUGCGUUUCUCGGACUCGCCGUGGCUUCCGUUGCACUUAGAAGGCCUUGAUCAUCCAUCGUACUCAUCCAAAGAAAAACGGCUGGAAUUGGGAGGAAAAGGCCCAGAUUGGUACGAUUCACCUUGGCGUGAAUUGCACACAGAAGACCUGGAUUACCCAUACGAAAGUGAAUUCCAAAGGCUAAAGCGCAAGGCUGCCGAGCCAUUACCUUUCAAGCCGAUUUCGUUCGAUGACAGUUAUGACAUCGAUGCACUGAUGAUCGAUAGACGACCCAAAAUUGGCGCUAAAAACGAAAAGAAGGGGGAAAAAUCGACUCCCCUGGCGGAACCUAUGGCGGAAGCUUGCCAAGUCUGGGAUGACGAUGCUGAAGAAUUUGUGGAAUGUCAUAAUUACACCGAUCGAUCGUAUGAAGCAUCGCGUAAUUAUCGUCGAUCACCUCGGAGAGAAAGAAUCAUGAUGAGUCGUUCACCACCACCAGUAACUCGAGGAGUCGUGAAAACAGUCGAGAAAGAAGCUCGAGGCGGGAGAGGAGCCGUGACAGAAGUCGAGAGCGAUUUGAUAGGUUUCGUGACCAUGAUGAACGUCGUGGACGGAGCAGAGAUUCCAGUUUUGAUCGAGAAAUGGGAAGAGGGAAGCAUGCAAUUUACGACAGGAACAUGGAAAGAGAGUCUAGCUACGACAGGCGUCGUGAAUUCAGUCCACGGAAUCGGGAUCGCAGUGCUUCUAUUCGGAAUUCGAACCAAAGUUUCCACAAAGACGGCCAUCAACGUGGAUUUGAUGAUAGAGAACCCAGCGAGCGUCGAACUGAUCGAGAACGUAGACUCGCUGAAGUAUAGACGACCUGCGUUUGUUGCGAAACGCCAUCAGAGCCGGAGUCCACCGUGGGAAGAGCAUCGUUCAAAGAAAAAAUCUCCACCAUCAUCGAAUAAUCCGCAAAAUGAUUGGUUUGCGACAGCAUUUGCGGAACUGGACAGCGAUAUUCCACCACCACCAAAACUGUACGGCAACAAUGCCAGUGACAUUGCAACCAUUGAAGACGACGGAUUUGAAGAGUACGCCCCACCUCCGCCACCAAGCUUGAAAGAGAAUAGAGCGGUCAAAGACAAUACUGAUGGGGUUUUAAUGAAUAAAUCACCACAAGUUUGUGAAAGAAGAGCUGUUCCAGUGAGGAGAGAACCGAAUGUUGACGUUGACACCUUACUCUUCCCGCCGGGAAGAAAUUCGAGACCUGACCUUAUAGUGAUUUUUAUUCGUGGUACACCAGGAGCAGGGAAGUCCCACAUCGCAAAAUUAAUUAAGGAAAAGGAAACUGAAUACGGCAGUAGUGCUCCGAGAAUAUUCGGAUUGGAUGAUUACUUCCUCGUUGAAAGUGAACAAUUUAUUGCCGACGCCUCCGGUCGUCGAGUGAAAACGAGGGUCAUGAAAUAUGAGUACGAUGCUGAUAUGGAAGAAAAUUACCGACAGAGUUUGAUUAAGGUUUUCAAAAAGACGAUCGAUGAUGGGCAUUUUUCGUUCAUCAUUGUUGAUAGCAUCCAUGACAAAGUCCGACAUUUCGAAGAGAUGGCGAGUUAUGCUCAGUUGAAAGGGUUCCAGAUAUAUGUUAUUGAAAUGUAUGCGGAUGCUGAAGUGUGUCACCAACGGAACCUGCAUGAUCGAACUUUGAAAGAAAUCGAAGAUAUGUUGAAUGGUUGGGAAGUGACGCCCACAACCUACAAUGUUCUUGGGAUUGAGCGGUUGUUCCAGGAUCCGAUAGAAGAGGUUGAAAUGAAAGAUGAGAUGGAGGAGAUUCCUGAAGCUCCAACUGGACGCCAACUUGAGGAAGACUUCGACGAGGGAGAAUCCUCUGGCAGCUACGUUAUGAGCAAAUGGGAAAAAAUGGAAAUGUCUGACGAAACACUUGACAAGCUGGAUUGUAUGCGGAUGAAAAAGAAAAAUGAAGAAAUUGAUACUGCUGAGGAAUGGUUGAAAAUGCACGCUGACGAUAGAGGAUCUGACAAGCAAGUCAAGCGGGUUCGAUGGAAGGACAUCGAGACAAUAACGGAGCAGACCCGCAUGCGAGAAAUCGGCUUUGUAGUUGGGCAGAAUAAUUGGCAAGAUUUGAACGAUCCUGGAUUUGCCAAGUCUGCCUUGGUUCAAGUCAAGUAUUUUGACCGAGAUUCUUGAUAUGUGUACGUGUUAUUCCCAUUUGCGAGUUAUGCUUAUUUUCUGAGCUGCCUCAUAGUUUUCCUCUUGAGAAAAUACUGUGUUUGUCCACAACAGCGUGAAGCAGUUCAAGGGUCUUCAUGCUAUUGAGUAGUGUCAUGUUCACAAAAUGUAGCUGAAAGAGCAGGAACCUUGUUCUAUUUCGAGAUCGUCGACAUCUGCGUUUAUAUUUCCGUCGUGUGUCUGAUUGUAAUUUCCUGUCGCGUCGGAUCAAAUUAAAAGCACAUUCAUCAAACAAGAAAGAA
This is a messenger RNA of Notodromas monacha, 5912 nucleotides long. The record is from the annotation of a GenBank genome assembly. NCBI's taxonomy places the organism in Eukaryota, Metazoa, Arthropoda, Ostracoda, Podocopida, Cyprididae.